This is a messenger RNA of Rasamsonia emersonii CBS 393.64, 1548 nucleotides long. Its product is annotated as RING finger protein. The transcript has a single exon. Gene Ontology annotation, biological process: protein polyubiquitination; ubiquitin-dependent protein catabolic process; positive regulation of proteasomal ubiquitin-dependent protein catabolic process. Bases 1 to 1548 code for a protein of 515 amino acids. Gene Ontology annotation, cellular component: cytoplasm; ubiquitin ligase complex. Gene Ontology annotation, molecular function: ubiquitin protein ligase activity; zinc ion binding; ubiquitin conjugating enzyme binding. The record is from RefSeq and is a predicted model, not a curated record. Lineage: Eukaryota; Fungi; Ascomycota; Eurotiomycetes; Eurotiales; Trichocomaceae.
AUGGGCUGCAACAGCUCCCGACAGGCGGAGGAGACUCCUGUCUCCAGUGUGGUGGUGAAGAUGACAGACACGCGACGUCCAUCUGCAAGUGCGCAACUUGCUCAGUCUCUCGGAAAUUGGCCCGAAUACAUUGUCACCACAUCCAUUCAUGGUUCUGAAAGGAUGGGUGAUCGCAAUCUGGACAAUACCGCUAUCAAUCAUCCUUCCGCACACAAUGGUACGACAGAGUCAAGGGCGCAUGAUCCUGAGAACUCUGUAGCCAACCCAGAAGACGAGUAUGAAACCAAUCACAACACAAACAGCGUCGUGACAUCGCCAGCACAUCCUCCAACUUCCCCUCCAGACGUGAAAUGCUCUUACUGCUGUGAAACCAUCGAUCGGAAGAAAGGGAAAGUCCUUCGACCAUGCAAGAGCUGUUCUAUGCCCAUCUGCAACAGCUGUAUUCGGAAAUUGUUCGUGGAUGCCUACAAGAACGAGGCCAACAUGCCUCCCCGGUGCUGCGUCCCAAUUCCAGUCACAUAUGCUCGUCUCGUCCUCUCAGCAGAAGAAGUGACACUUUUCAAGGAGAAGUAUGAGGAAUGGAGCACACCCAAUCGAGUCUACUGCCCCAUUCCCACCUGUUCAGCAUUUAUUCCAUACCGUCUGUUUCCCACAUCGGCUGUGAAAGACAGGAUCCCAGCUCAAAAGGGUGCCAACCUCAAUCAAACUGUUCCUACGGGCCUCCAAACCCCGCCUCCGACGCCUCCACUCUCCGCCCCCGAAGUGGCUCCUUCGAUUCCAUGCCCCAAAUGCGCAGUUCUCAUCUGUUGUUCUUGCAAACAACUCGCCCACCCCGGGACGCCUUGCUCCGAAACUCCGGACAUUGACCCUGAGAUCGCGGACCUCCUCCAACGGUGGGGCAUCAAACGCUGCCCAAAGUGUCGAGCAGCAGUGCGACGAAUGUAUGGCUGCAGCCACAUUCAAUGCCGCUGCGGUGCCCAGUGGUGCUGGUGGUGCACAGGCCCGAUCCGCGUCUGUCGAGCCAGGCCUUGUCCGGCCGAACAGGAGGCCGCGGCAUUCGAAGAAGAGAUUAACGCCGCGGCCGAUGAGCGUUACGAGCGGGAAAUGGAGGGCAAUUCGGACGCUGACACAGAGUCGGAGACAUCCGUCGUGCUUGAGCAGGGUGCACCAGCACCGGAGCCUCUCAUCAAUCUGGAUGCGGGCUGGCAUUGGGAGGAUGCCAGAGAGGACUUUGGAAGCGAACCUAGCAUCGACGACCUGGACCCUUUUAACUGCAAUCACAUGUGGGAUUCUGUCGAAGAAGGGGAGAUCGAUGAAGAGAUCGACUACGAGUGUGGCCGGUGCUGGCGCAAGCUAGUCCCUUACCCAAGCGGACACAUGUAUCUAGGGAUAAGGGAGCUGCUGGAGACAGGAUCCUUUACCGGAUAUGAGGCCUUGCAGAAACCCCAGAUGGCUACUUCGGACUCAUUUAUCAACUUGUGUCGUCGAUGCGGAAUCAUCCUCUGCGGAAACUGCCGUGAAUUGGACAGUCAUCAACAUGGACAAUAG